This is a messenger RNA of Gadus morhua (Atlantic cod), 2170 nucleotides long. It is a transcript of the gene cyb561d1, whose product is annotated as cytochrome b561 family, member D1. Gene Ontology annotation, molecular function: transmembrane monodehydroascorbate reductase activity. The record is from RefSeq and is a predicted model, not a curated record. The transcript is spliced from 3 exons. Lineage: Eukaryota; Metazoa; Chordata; Actinopteri; Gadiformes; Gadidae. Bases 624 to 1334 code for a protein of 236 amino acids.
UCUUUCCACUGGUGCUGGCGAGACUCCCGGAGCGAUGACCUUACAGAACCGGUUUAAGAUGACCUUGCAGAACCGGUUUAAGAACUAAAUCAGGUAAUAAGUGGGUUUUAAGAACUUGAUCAGGUUAUCGGUUGGUUUUAAGAACUGUCGAUCAGGUGAGCGGUUGCGUUGUGAUGGCGACGCUACAUUCCCGGAAGCGCUUUGCCCUCGUUCUGCGCGCGUGGCCUGCGCCUUGGAUCCUCCGUCUCCAAAACGACUCCGAGGCAGGAAGUGAAUCGGGACUAUUAUCAAAGCCGACGCCCCACCUAAUCUAUCCGAGGUCCGACCACCUGAUCGGUGAGUUUCCACCCCACCGGUGGAGGAAGCCUCCGCUCUAGCUGUGUUGGAUAAUCCGUCCCUGGGCUGGCGGAGAUGCUCAAUGGGGACACUAAAGACUGUCUAACCACUUAAUCGGAGGGGAAAUAUCUUGCAUUGUUUGACCGACACUCGCCUGUAUUCUUUAAGUUUAGUGUCCUUCCUGAUACGUGCUGUGUUUGAGGACCAUGUGGGUGGACGUCAGGGAGACUUUUUCUCGUUUCCACCAUGCCCCGCGGUGUGAGGAGCGCAUCUAGACGGCGGAGGAGAUGCCGUCCGACGUAGAGUACAGCCCGCUGCCAGCGGAGGGUUCGGGCUCCGGGGUCCAGGACUUCUGGCUCUACGUGUGGAUGCGCCGGUUCUCCGUGAUAGCCUCGCAUGUCAUUGCAUUGGGUCUUACCCUGCUGAUCUCUCUGUUGUCUCGUCCUGGAACAAGUCUGUUUUCCUGGCAUCCUGUGUGCAUGUCCUUUGCAUACUGCCUGUGCCUGACGGAGGGCGUGCUGCUGUUCAGCGCCGAGGGCAGCCCCUUCUGCUUCAAGUCGCGGCAGGGCAAAGUGCGCCUGCACUGGUUCCUCCAGACGCUGCUGCUGGUGGCCUCCACCACCGGCGCCACCUUCAUCGUAGCCAGCAAGAACGUGUCGGACCUGCCCCACCUGGCGUCCUGGCACAGCCUGCUAGGCGUGGGCACCCUCAGCUCCACCCUCUUCCAGCUGGCCGCCGGGCUGUGCUUGCUCUUCCCCAAGUGCAUGCGCCUCCCCGUGUCGCCGCAGCGGCUGAAGCUGUACCACGCCACCUGCGGCCUGCUGGUCUACCUGCUGGCCACGGCCACUGUGGUGUCCGCCAUGUUCUCGGACUGGUUCAGCGCCACGGUGCGCGGGGCGGCCUGGUGGGCCUUCCUCCUGCUGCCGCUGUUCCCCGCCGCCGUGGUGAUGAACCAGAUCACCAACGCCUACCUGCCACGCAAAAAGAUCAGCAGCUAGCUGUGUGUGUGUGCGUGUGUGUCCCGCUCUGCAGCCCCUCGCUGGUGAGCUCGGUCUGAUCUAGGAUUGCUCUGUGACCGACGGUGAAGGACCCAGAUAACUAACGUAAACACAGCAGGAGUUGAACUUGCAACCGGAACAGUGGUGCACCGACUACUUUGCAUUCUUGCACACUUCUAUAACAAAGAAAAUACGACUCAAGCACAGGCUGCGCUUGGGAGGGGUUUCCAGGCAUGGAUGGGUGGGUGGGUGGGGGUGCGUGUAUAUAAAGAACCGCUCUGUCAAUGCUCUGCUUGACUUUGUAAUUUAUUAAACUUUUCUUGAAGGGGCAUUAUGAUUGAUCCUAGCCAGCAUAAAUUGUAUUAUUAUUUUUGCUCUCUACCUCAUAACACUAGUUUGUUUGCCCUGCUGUACAUGAUUUUGUUCAAUGGAGAGGUGGUUAAUCUUCCUUUUGGUUUUACUAGCUUUUAUAAUUAAUCUAAUAGUUAAUCAAUCCGUGACAUAUUAAUUCAAACCUUGAUUUGCAUUUAAAAUGGCAAACUUCUAAAGAAGUUGAUGUCUGGUGGAAAAGCCUCGUCCAGUGUUAUGACAUCAAGUGAAGGAGAAUUUGAAGUUCCCCAACAAUGGAAGACUGAAUUGAUGGGAUCAGAUGAUUUGGAAGACCAAUUUGUGUAUAAAACCUUUCUUAAUAUAUGCUUAUCAGGACAAACCCUUCAGGUCAGAAGGAUUUACAGAAGGAUUUAUUUAUUCAAGACGGGUUAAUGAGUGGUCUGCCUUGUGUAGAACUGCUGAGCCCUUUUUAUUCUACCUAUGAAAUAAACGCUUUUUGAAUGUUA